GAAAAUUAGCUGGAUCACUUGGAAACCGGGGUUGAUUUCGAUCGCAGCCGGAAUGGCAAGUGGGCAGCGGUAUCCGGACAAGGUCGUCAUAGUAACGGGAGGGACCAGCGGCAUUGGCGAAGGCAUCGUGAGAGAAUUUGUUCAUCAUGGAGCCAAAGUGGUCUUCUGUGCACCAGCAUCAGAAGGUGAGGCAUAGCAGCUCUUUCACUAUCCUCGCUUUAUACUGGAUGAUUUAUGAUCCUGCUCCCAUCCAAGUUAAUCAGAGUGACAGACUAAAAGGAAAUACAGAGGGAAAAGGAAAAGUUCUUGAGAGGGAACUUGCAGAAGGUGGAUCAGGAGAAGGCCGCUUUGUGGUCUGUGAUGUCCUCUGUGAAGCAGACAUGCAGAGGUUGGUUUCGGUGACCAUAGAACAGUAUGGACAACUAGAUUGCCUGGUGAACAAUGCUGGAGGGCAUCCCCCCAAUCAAAGAAUCGAUGAUGUGUCUGCACAAGAAUUCCGCAAUCUCAUGGACCUCAAUGUUGUCAGCUGUUUCUUAAUGGCCAAGUUUGCACUGCCCUAUCUCCGGAAAACAAAAGGAAACAUCAUUAACAUUGCGAGCAUCGUUGGCCAUUUUGGACAAAGGUUAGCUGUACCAUAUGUGGCAACCAAGGGUGCUGUGAUUGCGAUGACUAAAGCUAUGGCUAUAGAUGAAAGCCAAUAUGGCGUUAGAGUCAACAGCAUCUCACCCAGCAAUAUUUGGACUCCUGGAUGGGAAAAGCUUGCGAGCCAGGCAGCCAAUGCAGAGGCAAUGAUCAAGGAAGGCAAAGAGGCUCAGCUUAUGGGACGGAUGGGAACUCCGGCUGAGUGUGCAAAAGCUGCUCUCUACCUCGCUUCUGAUGCUACGUUUUGCACCGGGAUCAACCUUUUCCUCAGUGGUGGAGCUGAACUUGGCUAUGGGAGGAAGAGCCACCAAAACCCCAGUUCUGGUUUUGACAGCUAGCAAGAGUCUUCUGAGAUGGGACAUUUUUGGCAAAUUUCAAAGUCAAGUUGGGAGAUCUGCUAGAGCUCCAAUCUCAGCUGGCUUUGUGAAAUUGAAGUGGAACAGUUCCACUGCCGCAUUGAUUUGUGGUAGUAAAAAAUACUGUAAUCGUAAAUGCUCUGGGACCUUUUGAGGUUUUAAUAAAUUCUAACCUAUCACAAAAAUGAA
Messenger RNA from Crotalus tigris (Tiger rattlesnake), 1187 nucleotides. It is a transcript of the gene HSD17B14, whose product is annotated as hydroxysteroid 17-beta dehydrogenase 14. The record is from RefSeq and is a predicted model, not a curated record. Bases 147 to 980 code for a protein of 277 amino acids. The transcript has 9 exons. Gene Ontology annotation, molecular function: estradiol 17-beta-dehydrogenase [NAD(P)+] activity. NCBI's taxonomy places the organism in Eukaryota, Metazoa, Chordata, Lepidosauria, Squamata, Viperidae. Gene Ontology annotation, cellular component: cytosol. Gene Ontology annotation, biological process: steroid catabolic process.